AUGCUGGGAACCCCUGUUCUAAAGACUCCCAAGGAUCCUCCACAGUAUGUGGGGGCGCGGCGGGGCCUCGGGAGGCCGGCUCUCGGGGCGGCCACGUGCGGCUGCGCUGCGCAUAAGAGGGCGCCGCAGGGGCGCUCCGGGCACGCUGGUGGUCUGCCCCUCGGAGCGCCUGGUCGCCUCGCCCGCGGUUCUUCGGUGUCGAGCCGGGCGUUCGCCUCGCCGCAUCCCCUCCGCCUCUGCCUUCGUGCUCUUCCUCCUCUUCCAGUUAGGGAACUAGCCAUGCUGCACUGGGGAUACGAAGAGGAUAACGGGCCUUCUCACUGGAAGGAAAUUUUCCCCAUUGCAACUGGAGACCGUCAAUCUCCCAUUGAUAUCCACACUCAGGAUACCAAAUAUGAUCCCAGUCUGCGUCCUCUCAGUCCUAAUUAUGAUCCAACUUCUGCUAAAGUCAUUCUCAACAACGGACACUCCACUAGUGUGGAAUUUGAUGACACUGAAAACAAAUCAGUGUUGAGUGGGGGCCCACUCAGUGGAAACUAUAGGCUGCGGCAAGUUCAUUUCCAUUGGGGACCCAAUGAUGACACUGGCUCUGAGCAUGCAGUGGAUGGAACAAAAUUUGCAGCAGAGCUUCAUGUGGUCCAUUGGAAUGCAGAAAAAUACACCUCUUUUGUUGAGGCUGCGAGCCAGCCAGAUGGAUUAGCAGUCAUGGCUGUUUUCUUAAAGGUGGGUGAAUGCAACUCACAGCUGAAGAAAAUCACAGACAAUUUGGAUGCCAUUAAAAUUAAGGGUAAGCAGCAGAGGUUCACCAACUUUGACCCCUCCCGUUUGCUCCCUCAUUCUCUGGACUACUGGACUUACCUUGGCUCUCUCACUGUUCCUCCUCUUCUCGAAAGUGUCAUCUGGAUCAUUCUUAGAGAGCCAAUAAACAUUUGCUCUGAACAGCUUGCAAAAUUUCGCAGCAUCCUUUGUACUGGUGAUGGAGAGGCUGCCUGCUGCAUGCUGAAAAACUUUAGACCCCCACAGCCUUUAAGGGGCCGGGAAGUGAGAAGAAAUUAAGGAGAAACAAAAGCAAAAAUGGCAUUAUUUAGGAAGAAUGUAUGAUAAUAGGCUGUCUGGUUGUUUUAAAGAUUAAGAUACCUUAUAGUUUAGGACAUGAGCCAGCCAAUGUUACUGUCAGUUUUUGUUUUUUUGUUUUGUUUUUUUGCUGGCCGUGAUUUAAGCACAUGCUUAACUCUCCAACUGAAACCAAUGGGACUACUAAAAAUUCUGGAUUGUGUCCUAAUUUUUAACAGAUAAGCAAUAUUUUAGCUCAGUUGUUUUAAUGAGUAGGUACCAUUUUUUUGCUGUUGAGCUACAUCAGAUAGGUGUGUAUUGCUUAUUAUGAAGAAUAGAGUUGACAUUGUACAUUGUACAAAAUAAGGUUAGGUACUGUUGUAUUAUAAUGGAUUAAUGGGAGACAUGCAAUUGAUUAAUGGGAAAUAUGUGGAAGUCAUUGACAUAGGUACCUGCAUUUCCCCAGUAAUGUAGUUGGGGAAAAAAACAUGAUAUGGUACUGUUAAUUUUUUUUCCACCUGCAAGUGCCAGUCAGUGAAGUGGGAGAAGGCAGUUACUUCAGUGCUGAUCAGCGUUUGGGAUUUUUUUUUCCAGCAACGCAUGCUGAGGGAGAUAGAGGGGGUGGCAUCCACAUGUCUCCCCCACUCCAUCCCAUCUGUAGUUUGGAUCUGAGAAUAGGCCUCACUGGAAGCUGGCAAGACAGAGUUAUGUAUAUUCUGUUAAGUACAUAGGACAGAUACAAGGAUGUUAUGCAGUGAUGUAAGUGAUGGUUGGAUGUGGCAUAUUUUCUUUCUUCCUCCUCACCCCCC
Messenger RNA from Eublepharis macularius, 1862 nucleotides. Its product is annotated as carbonic anhydrase 13-like. Bases 1 to 1056 code for a protein of 351 amino acids. The record is from RefSeq and is a predicted model, not a curated record. Gene Ontology annotation, cellular component: cytoplasm. Gene Ontology annotation, molecular function: carbonate dehydratase activity; zinc ion binding. Lineage: Eukaryota; Metazoa; Chordata; Lepidosauria; Squamata; Eublepharidae. The transcript is spliced from 8 exons.